CUCGGUAAGCGACUUGCGAGACUAAACUUUUCUGUUCCUGAAUGCAAACUUUGUCUAAGAAAGAAGACAUUCUCAAUGCUCAUCAAAAUUCAGAGUUGGCUGUUGCAGCCAAAGGUAUGGAGAUUAGUGUGUUUCGUUUCAUCUAUCGUUGGACUUCUGUGUUAUGCUCUUAGUUCCUCUUUCAAUCAUUUAUUUGGAAAUUGGACAUGGUGGAAGAUAUUUCUUUAUAUCGUGUUUAGUUUCUUCAUCUCCCUUGCCGUCUUACUCGCAAAGGCAUGGGAAUGCUCCACCUCUCGCUGUCUGAAAGCUCACACAGCUUUUUUGAUUUUGUUAGUCACUUCUGUAUACUCUUUUUUCUUCGACAAAGAAGUGAAAGGGAAGCCAGAUGCAUAUAAUCUAGUCUCGUGUGUUGCCUUUGCUAUCAUGUCUUUAGGCUUGUCAAGACUGAGUCACUUGGGAUUUGAGGUUGAUCUCCUUUAUUUUUUCAGUGGUGUUCUCACAGUACAACUCAUGAAAAUAAAACCAUGGUUAGUCAUAGUUGGAGGGAGUUUCAGUUAUUCCCUCAUCAUUCUUCGUUCCACUUUGAAUGCUCUACCAAGAACCGGGUAUCUCGGACUCACUGUCCAAGAUCAAGUAGUCAUUGAAAUUGUUUCACUCUCACAAGGAACUAGUGAAACUGCUUCUCAAGCUGAUUCACCCCAAGAGGUUGAUGCUCCUCCAGAAAAUGAGGAUCGAGGAUUCACAGUGACUCAAGUUGUUUCACGUAAUUCACUGCAAGGCAUAAGUGAGAGUGAUAAUAAUAUUAAUAUCAUGCCACGAUUCAUAGAAUGUAUAGAGACACUUAAGAAGGAGAAUGGAAAACUUAUUGAUGCAAUUUCCAAGCAUGUAGACGGAUACCUUAAAACUAACGUGGCGGAAAUCCAUGCCGACAACAACUUAGUGGUGGAUGUGUUGCCGUUGGGAAUCAUCAAAGACCUUCAAGAAACCGUGUGGUUGAUGCUGACAAGAGGGUUUGGAGAGGACUGCUGGAGAGCGUACAGUUCUUGCAGGAGGGAAUUCUUGAAGGAGUGUCUAUGGGCAUUUGGGUUGCAAAUGCAAGAUCUCAACACGGAGGACAUUGACAAGAUUGAGAAGGUUCGGUGUUGGUUAACAAAGGCUUUACAUGUAGCUGACAAUAUACUCUUUCCCAAUGAAAGGAGACUCUGUGAUCGCGUCUUUAAGGGGGCCUCUUCCUAUGCAGAUAUUGCUAUCAGGGAGGUUUCUAGGGAAUUGACAAUUAGUCUACUGCGCAUUGCCAACCACUUGGCAACUUUUCUUGAGUGUAGAAGUUUUGCAUAUUGUAAGGACGGCCAGCUUCAUCCGAAUAUACGUGAACUGAUGCAAAAAAUUUGUGGUGUUUGCAUAAGAAGGGAAAGUAGAUUUAGGCAAGGUUUAGAAAAAUACACCAUGAUUGAUAAAGAGAGGAAGCUUUCACCGCCGGUGCAUGUGGCCAGGAUAAUAAUAACAGAGUUGUUAGAGAGAAUUUUGGAAGCGGACUCCAAAAAUUACAAUAACCAUGCUCUGGGUUAUGUUUUCGUCAUGAACAAUCUUAGAUACAUAGAACGAGAGGCAAACUUGUAUGGAUUGGUACCAAUUUUUGGCCACGAAUGGCUCCGAAAAAACACAAUAAAAUUCCAACAAAACCUCGAACUGUAUCAGAAAAGCUCAUGGAAUAAGAUUGUGGACUUGUUGAAGAUGGACAUUAAUAAUGAGUCAGAGCCUGAUGUUGCAGUUGGGUUAAUGAAAGACAAGCUCCGUUCCUUCAACAAAUACUUUGAUGAGAUAUGCAAUGUUCAGUCUACAUGGUUUGUCUUUGAUGAGCAGUUAAGAGAAAAAAUAAUAAAAUCCAUAGAAAACAUCUUGUUGCCAACAUAUGGAAACUUCAUUGGGAGGUUUCAGGAUUUUUUUGGAAAGUACGCUUAUGAGCACAUCAAGUAUGGAAUGUUUGACGUAGCAGAUCGAAUCAACAAUCUGUUCCUGGCAGGGGAGUAGAUGAAUCCGAUGCUGGAAUGAGAAGGAAAGAUACCCUAGUUAUUUAGCAUACAAAAACAUUUAAGAUUAAGUUCCCAAAGGAUGUGUACCCUUGUGUUAUAUAGCAUUGUAUGUUUCAAGUUUCAACACAAUAACAAAUGUAUGUUUCCUUUUAUUUUG
Messenger RNA from Cajanus cajan (pigeon pea), 2190 nucleotides. The record is from RefSeq and is a predicted model, not a curated record. NCBI's taxonomy places the organism in Eukaryota, Viridiplantae, Streptophyta, Magnoliopsida, Fabales, Fabaceae.